Molecule: messenger RNA, 1724 nt
Organism: Sinocyclocheilus grahami
Lineage: Eukaryota; Metazoa; Chordata; Actinopteri; Cypriniformes; Cyprinidae
Gene: usp46
Product: ubiquitin specific peptidase 46
Exons: 9
Coding region: 293-1402 (369 amino acids)
Biological process (GO): protein deubiquitination
Cellular component (GO): cytosol; nucleus
Molecular function (GO): cysteine-type deubiquitinase activity
Source: RefSeq, a predicted model, not a curated record
ACCAGUAAUCCAGGAUGUGAAUGUUUUGUUUAGUCCGUGUAACUGGCAAUGAUGUUUACAAUAAAUAUAUUCUGCAUUUUUAUUCUUAGUUGCAGUGACCAUGAAGAAAACAACUAGACGAAAGCCGCAGACGUUUAUCUCUCGUUUUGUUCGCACUUUGAAUGAGCAGUGGGGAUUGAAUGGUCACUGAUUGCUGUCCUCGGCUGGGAUUGCAGCUUGGCCUGUCAGUGUACUGCUGUUACAGUCAUGUUUAUUUCAUAAAGAUGGCAACGAGGGGCACAUUAUAAACUAAAUGACUGUCAGAAACAUCGCCUCCAUUUGUAAUAUGGGCACCAAUGCCUCUGCUCUGGAGAAAGACAUUGGUCCAGAGCAGUUCCCCAUUAAUGAACACUAUUUUGGAUUGGUCAAUUUUGGAAACACGUGCUACUGUAACUCAGUGUUGCAGGCUCUGUAUUUCUGCCGGCCGUUCAGGGAGAAUGUGUUGGCGUAUAAAGUCCAGCAAAAAAAGAAGGAGAACCUUCUCACCUGUCUGGCCGACCUCUUCCACAGCAUCGCCACGCAGAAGAAGAAGGUGGGCGUGAUCCCUCCCAAGAAGUUCAUCUCACGUCUGCGGAAGGAGAAUGACCUGUUUGAUAACUACAUGCAGCAGGACGCCCACGAGUUCCUGAACUACCUGCUGAACACAGUGGCUGACAUCCUGCAAGAGGAGAAGCAGGAAAAACAGAACGGACGGCUAAAGAACAAUGGCACUGCCAUCGCCACGGACACCGAGCCAGAACAGAACAAGGCCGAGCCCACCUGGGUUCACGAUAUCUUCCAGGGCACGCUGACCAAUGAGACGCGCUGUCUCAACUGUGAGACGGUCAGUAGCAAGGAUGAAGACUUUUUGGAUUUGUCUGUCGAUGUUGAGCAGAACACUUCAAUAACACACUGUCUCAGGGGCUUCAGUAAUACAGAGACCCUGUGCAGUGAGUAUAAAUACUACUGUGAGAUGUGCUGUAGCAAACAAGAGGCACAGAAACGUAUGCGUGUGAAGAAGCUGCCCAUGAUCCUGGCUCUUCAUCUGAAGCGCUUUAAGUACAUGGAGCAGCUGCAUCGGUACACUAAACUGAGCUAUCGUGUGGUCUUUCCACUGGAGCUCCGCCUCUUCAACACCUCUGGAGAUGCAGUCAACCUCGACCGCAUGUACGAUCUCGUCGCUGUGGUGGUCCACUGUGGCAGUGGCCCAAACAGAGGGCAUUACAUCACCAUUGUGAAGAGUCACGGUUUCUGGCUGCUGUUUGAUGAUGACAUUGUGGAGAAAAUUGAUGCACAGGCGAUAGAGGAGUUCUACGGUUUGACUUCUGACAUUUCCAAGAACUCUGAGUCGGGAUACAUCCUGUUCUAUCAGUCCAGAGAAUGAAGGAGCAGAGGAGGAACAAAUGAAGAGGAGACCAAAAGGAAGGGUAUAUGUGAAGAUGAUAUCCGCUAGAUUCCUUUUCCACAUCCCUCUCCUUUUCUCAUUCUCAGGGUCUCCAGCUGAGACUGAGUUGCCAAAAGCCCUCUGUAACCCCAUUUGCCAAUAUGACAUUUCCCAAAAGUUCCAUUCUCCCAAUCUCGCUGCACUCUGUGGGGGGAAAAAACACAUCUUCAAAUCUGACCCUCAAGUCAGUCACCUGCAUCUGGAAGGCACUUUAUAAACAAAAACGACAAUAAGUAACACAAAAGCAACACAACAAAAAAAU